UCAUGAGAUUUAUUUAUUGGUACUGUUGUUUGAUUCAAAGCGAUGUGUCAGCCCUGGCUGGUGAUAUUUACCUUAUUUGUCAGUGCGAACUGGCAAGGUGUUUUUAUUCUGGCCUUUGAUGGCAGCCGAGAAACUGAAACCUGCUCGGCGCCGAACCAGCCAUGCAAUGCGCCAUAUCCGAAACUUAGAAGACUUAAUGGUGUACAGGUAAGAUGGAAUGUCUCCUUCAAGGACUUUAACCUUCCUCAAUACAGCCUGCUACUGAACGUGUUAUUUGUCCUUACUAUAUCCCCCUUUUUUCCUGUCGCUUAAAUUCAGUGUGCUUUUAAAAAUCCUGAUAAAUCUUUCCAUGCAAUCUCUCUGUAAGCUAAUUGUAAGUCUUAAUUCAAGUGUUGCGAUGUGAAUCUAAGGUAUGAAAGCUUUAGGUAACCAAUUAUAUGAUAAGCCAUUAAACAAUUUCGAAAAAUAAUUUUUAGGCUGCUUUAAGUUCUCAAGUUUGUUUGUUUGUAUUUUUCUUUAAAAUAUCACAUCUGUCAGGUUGGCCAUGUACAGAACGUCACAUUCACUGAUGGCAGGAUCCGACAGUUAAUUACUAAAAGCUUGAGACCACUUCUAUUUGGUGAGAAAAGAAUUUUGGAAAGAUAUAUUUUACUCAUGAAAUAUUCAUCAAUUUCAAAAGGCCAGUAACUCUUUAAUAUAGAAAAACAAGAACAUCUACCUAUUUUUUAUUGGUUUAUUCGAUUUGAAAAAUAGUCCUUGGGUAAUACCCUUCCCAAAAUGAUGCCUCCUACUCAAGCUUUUGUUUGGUUUCCUCAAUAUGUGACAAUUUUUUUUUAAAAUCUUCCACUUCAAAUACUUUUAUGCUAUUUCCACUAGAAAUACCCAACUUUUUAAGUGCAGAGGAAUGUGAACAUAUAAUAAAUCUCGCUGGCAAGAUGGGUUUGUAUGAAAGUACUACUUUGCCAGAAAUCGAAGACCAAAAAGGUGAGGUUAUUAACAGUAUUAAUUUAAACAUCCCAGAAAAUAUUGAUACCUCUCCUUAAAUGGCAGGGUUCACACAGUAGAUUGAAAAGUCCUUGAAUUUAAGGGGAAAUCCUUGAAAAGUCCUUAAAUUUCUAAGCAAGUCCUUGAAAAGUCCUUGAUUUUUCCUCAGCUUUGAAUGUAGUGGCCUGGAAAGUGUUUUUGAAUGCAUUUUGGCUGUUGAAGACAGAAUGUAAAUCAUAGCUCAGAUAGUGAUUUGCAUAAACUAUCAAUUUAAGAUAUUAAGUGAACUGAAAAAUGUAGAGAAGCUGGCAGAGCAAACAGUUCAAGCCUUUAAGUCCUGUUAGAAUGAACUGGGAAUGUGUAUUUUUUUUUUAUUCCUGGUAGGUGGUCCUUGAAAAUCAAACGUGGUGCUUGAAAAGUCUUUAAAAGAUGGUUGCAAUUUUUUGUAUGAACCCUGACUGGGGUUUCUUUGAUUCAAGUCCCUACCCACCCCCUCAGGUCCUUUUAGCUUCUCACUCAAAAUUAAUUUUGCUGUGGAUAUGUUACAGGUUUAAAUUAAAUUCAGGUUUCAGUUUUUUUUAUCCUAGGUUGAUUCACAAUUUCCUUUGUCUCCUAGUCCUAAUUAUUCAGGAAUCAGGGCUAGGAAUUCAAGGCAAUUGAGAGUCGACCUAGGUUAAAUUAAAAUUAACUUGAAAUCCAAUUUGACCUGUAACAUAUACAAAUUAACCACUGUUGCUCUGUAGAAUAAUCUCAAUAUGCUGUACUAAAGAUCUGUUAAAGGGUAGGCUGUGACAGUAGCACAUGAUUUUUUUUUUAUUGCUGCUAUGGCAAAUUCUUUAACAUUAGUAAUACUAUUUCUGAUGUCACAAUUCUUUACUCUAUGAGUAAAAUAACAUUUGUAAGACCAUCAAACCUAAUGUACUAGAAAUCCUUUAUUAAGCCCCUUUCUAAUAAGGUCCUUUUUAGAAGAAGAAUGCUGAAGGCCCCUUCUUAAGCCUUCCCAGCUCCCAUGGCCAUGUUUAGUUUUACGUACAGUUAGAAGAGAAAGACUGCAUUAAGUGAUGGUUCUUCCUCUCUUUUGGCCAUGCCUAUCAGCACUGUGUUUCGUCAACCACACUGUUUUGGUAUAAAAUCUGUCAGUGAAUAUUUCCCUCUGUCUGAAAUCUCUACUUCGUGGAGCCCUCAAAGUUGCUUGAAAAAAAGUUAAGUGUCACUGUGGUAUUCUUAAAAUUUAUGAAUACCACAGCAACACUUAACCUUGAUGAAGAAGACAUUUAAGGUUAAUAGUAUCUAACACUGAAACUUGCAGCUUCAACUGAAGUGGAAUUAAAAGAAGACUGUGAAGAGCUACUUGCAGCCGAUGAAAACAAUGAUGGCAAGAUUUCUUCAUCGGAGGUAUGAUAAGUAAUUAUUUUCCAGUAUAAUAAUAUUUGUUAUAUUUAAUACAAUGCAAACAAGGACUUUCACUUAUAACGUAACAUGAGUCCAUGCUGUAAACUAUUUUUUGCUUUUUUCUUGUCUCUGGAAAUUAGAAUGAAUUUUUAACAAAAGAAUAAUGAUUAUCAAUUUAAAGUUUUUAUCACAAACAAAGAAUAUGUGAAUUAAGAUACUUUAAUGCAAUGUUUAAUGGAAAAAAUUACAUUUUUACGAUAUUCGAUAUGUCUGAUUAUGAUCUAUCUCUUUUAUCAAAUCAGUGUUUGCCCAUCAUGUGACCUCAAGUGUUUUAUACAGGGAUAUACAGCUAAACUAAACAAUAAGUAACCUUUAACUUGUUUAUAACUGUCUCUUUCAAUCAUGUGAAUUUUUACUUCCCACACCAGGCAGUAUCAAUAAAAAUAUUAUGAUUUUAUAAUGAUAGAGCCUCUGUAUGGCUAUCCGCAGACAUCAAUUUUGUCAUGCAUGUUCUAUCAAGUCCUCGGUUUUUCAGGCAGAAUUGUCACACAUCAAGGAUUAUUUUGCAUGGUAGUGCUACUGGCAAACUCAAAGCAAACAUCACUGUGACAAACCAAACAUGCAACUCAAAGAAGUAACAGGUCUAAUAAGCAAAACAGAAACUGUUAAAGUGCAGCACACUUUUUGGAAGGUGUCUUUGCUGUCAUUGCACAACUAACAUUGUCAAACUUUAUUGGAAUGGUAAAGGGAUUGGGCCUUAAUCUCUAAGAUUGUCACUCAUGCAUCAAUAGUGAUCAUUAGGAUUUUGAUUUCGUUGGAAAUACCCAUACAAUUAGGCUCUAUAAUGAUAUUGUAUUGUGUGAUAAGAUAUAUAGUUAACAGACGGUGACCAUCACUUUCAGGUGAGAAAAUAUUUAAACGAAACAGAUGGCAUUUUAGUAACAGUUCAAGAGAUUGAUUUGAUGUAAGUAAUUUUGAAUAAUUCAAUAACAUCCUUAGGGUUUUAGUUAAAAUGUUGUUUGAAAAUUGGUUUUUUUAAGUCCUACUGCAGUCUUAUAAUAAUUGAUGAGCAAAUUUUGGCUUACUUUGUUUUAUCAGGUUAAGGGAAAUAAACUUUGAUAAAGAUGGAGAUGGUAUGUUGCUACAAUAACUUUUUAAUUUUGCAUGGCAGAUAGCUAGCAGACAUAACUAGGGAUAUAGAAUGGUAAAUUUGGGACUUUGCAAGACUGCGAGACUCCAAGACACAAAAUCACCCAAAAACGAGACUUCGAGACCCAUCACUAACACUUCAGAGAUUUCGAGAUCAGGCCCACAUUAUCAGAGACCCGCUCUUUUGGAGGAACCAUUCUACACCUCUAUAACUUUGCAGUUGAUUACUGUUACAGGUCACAGGUCACACGUGCAAGUCACUGUUCUAUCGAUCUAUUGGAUCAUGCUUAGGGCUAGCAGACACAAUUAGUGUUGUUUAUCUACUGUAGCAUGGUCACCUGUACUGUAACCUGCGCUUGCGACCUGUGACCUGCAUUUGAACUGCCAUUUAUUUUUGUCUCUAAUAGGUAUCAGUAUUUACAGAUUAAAACAAUAGUUUUAUAGCCACUUUCAAAUCUGACUACCACUGAGUAUGAAAUUGAGUGCAAGUAUGACUUUGGAGUCUUAAGUUCAUGAUAUCCCCCAGUCUAUAACUUUUUCCCAUUGUUGACUGACAAGCUCAUAAAUAAAGUUUAUGGAUAGGGUCAGCCUGUGUACAGAUGCCCCCUCCCCUCAAAAGAAAUAAGAGAGAGAGAGUCUCUCUCCCAGAUUUUUUCUGAGGGGAGAGGGGCAUCUGUACACAGUCUAGGAUAGGGUGUGCUUAACUUAGGCACAAGAACCUGGUUUAAAAACCUGUACACUCCAAUCUAAAGGUCCCUAUUAUGUGGUUUAAUACAUAAACAGGAGUGUUUUCUACUUUAUAAAACACAAACCACAAGUAUAAACAAGAGAAGUCUGAUAGCCCAUUCCGGGGGUGUACGCUGCAAAGAGAUGUGAGCCAGAAAAACUCCUUCUUUCCUCUCCCUCUUGUCCUCCUUAUUUUUUUCCCGUUCUCUGACUAGACAUGCCACACCCUACAAUCUGAACGCCUGGAAUAGGCUUGAAGUCUGAAGGAGACAUGGGUGCAUUUGUUGUUGCCAUUCUGUCAUUCUAGGUUCCAUUCAGCCUCAACCACAUGUACAUCAUUCGCACAAGAUAAAUGUGAAAAAGUCAGUCACUGAAGUGUCUUUUGAUAAACUGAGCUGGCCAUUAGUCUCCUUUGCAGCUGUUCUUUCUGUUUUCAUGCAGUGCUGCAACUUUGGAGCAUUGCAUGACAACGCAAAAAAUGGCUGCACAGGAGACUAGAUAACCAUAGGUUCUUUUCAAUUUGAUCUUAUUGUUCUUUUACUGUUCAUUUCUACAAGGUGAGAUAAGUUUGACUGAAUGCAUGAAGGGUGACCAUGUAGUGCUUGACCAGUACAUGAAAAAACUGGAAAAUAAUCAUCCACGAUACCGAACCAGACUUAGCCAACAGACAUGGCUGACGAUGACUGGAAGCAAGGAUGCAGUGUUGAGGGAUAUACAAGAAAGGCAUGGACACACAUCUUUAGUUUGCUUGUUGUGUAAGCCCCUAAACUACGGGAGUGUACGAAUAUAUGUAUUGUCUCAAUUCCAAAUGAGUAAGAAAGAAAAAGAAAUAGUUUGAUGCUAAUUCAAAAUGGAUUUUAAGAAAUCUUUUUUGUUGCUCUACUAAUCUAAGUAAUGAUGACAUAAUUUCUUAAAGGCUGGUUCUGAAAAUGGGUAUGGAUUUUAGAGGCCAGGUCUGAAAAUGGAUGUGAAAAAUGACAUUUUUUGGUCUGAAAUAGGGUCAGGAUUUGGAGAACUGGGCAGCACACUUUUGAGUCUGUGGACGAAAUCGUAUGAUGUGACCAUUUAAAUGAAAGCACUCUUCCUGUACUUACACAUGGUGCUAUUUAUUUUUCAAAAUUUCACAAAAUGAAAUUUGGAAAUUUGGUUGAAAUUUGCUUUUGGUAAAUUUGGCAGUGAAAGGGUUAAAGAGGUAUCAUCUUGAGUAGAUGCCCAUAAAAAGGAGUUGACUGUUAACUCUCCAGUAGUUAGGGAGCAAGGGUGGCAAAACGAUGAGACCCGGGCCACUUGCCUCCCACUAAUGUGGCCUGGGUUCAAAUCCCGUCAUCGCUAAACGUGGGUUAAGUUUGUGGUUGGUUCUCUCCCUUGCUGCUCCAAGAGGCUUUUCUCUGGGUACUCCGCUUUUCCCCUCUCCUCAAAAACCAACAUUUCCAAAUAACUUAUUCUCAGGUUUUUCUUGAUAAUGUUUUUGUUAUUACUCUAUGACUUUUGCAUGCAUUAGUCAUGGCUGUUCACACUGGCUACUGCUGGUUGCUACCAGUGUCUUAGUCAUGUCUAUUAUUUUGUGCGUUUAUGAGCGUCCUUAUAAGACAGUAUGUAAUACUACUUUUCUGUGAUAUAUGAAUUCCUGCUGUGUGCUGUUUAGGCGACGAGAAUUUAGGCUACGAGUUGUCAUUGAUUUUCAUUCUAGGUUUUAGAUGUAUAGAUUAAUAUUCUACCUGACAGCAAAAUUUUCAUGUAUUAUUAUUUUUUCAAUUAUUAUUAUUUUGGUGAAUAUCAGUAUGUGUUGGAAUACUGCCUUACCAGCUGCAAAAAAAUAACUUUUUGAAUGUUACAUUUCGUUUUAGAGUGAUCCAGUUGACCAAGUUACCAAGGAUAUUUGUGGAGCGCAGUGAAGAAUUGCAGGUAAGCUGUGACCCCGCUUACAACCCCUGGGCUGGCAAAGGUAGGGCUCAUUUUUGAGCAAAAAAUUCAGUGUGUCCAUUGUUUUGCAAGGCAAAAAAUAAUGGUCUAUUUGCGUUUAAAAACUGUCCUAAUAUGUGUUCAAACGGCCUUUUUUGGCAGAUAGUUGGGAGCUUGAGCGAUCACGACCUUCGACGACUACAGACCUGUCUCCCUUACGUGUGCGAUCUGUAAAGUUAUGGAGCAUGUUAUAUACGAUCAUGUUUUUGGACAUCUGAGCGACUAUAACAUUCUGAAUAGCCUACGUAGCAAGCGUUUCUGUGCGGUUUAGGAACAAAGAACGAGGAACAAGAGUCAAAGACCACGCGAUAAAUAACUCGUUGAAUUUCUCGCGCGAUCAAAACCGAAAGUCCCCUUCCUCUUUUUACUCCGAAACCAAACGGAAACGCUUGUUACGCAGGCCACAUUCUGAAGGACUAAUUUCAGGGCUGUUGUUAAGAGGCGAGGGCCGGGGAUUUCCCCGACUACUACGAACGUGGUCCCUGGCUACUUUCAAAGUGAAUAGAAGAAAAAUAGAACCAAAAGAAACCCUUGCUGUUUGAUUCCCUGCCUACUUUUGUAUUCACCAGGCAACUUAAAACCUUAGUGACAACCCUUAAUUGACAGAAACUCAAUAGUAUAGAGGCUGUAGAGGGUAAGGCAAGAGCUUCUGCAAGAACUGCUGGAAUAGAGGACCGAGGACAGUGACUCGUUUGAUACAGAAACUUAACUGGGAGACGCGAAAGAGCAAAGCUGAUGCUGUUCUUCAAGAUAUCCAGAGGUUUGGUGGCUAUCCCAAUGCCAUCAUAUGUCCAGCCACUACAUAACUGCAGAUUACCCGUCAGUACCAUCCAGGGCACCCAACGUCAAUUUUCGGAAAAUAUCUGUUCGGAAGACGAUUUGAGAUCUAGAAUUAUCGGAACAUUUGUUGUAGAAUUUCUUGUUUGCCUGCCUCUCCUAGAACAUCUAUAAAAUGGUAUAGUUGCCCGUUUUAAACGGAUUUUUACCCUAAAAAGGUCACCUAGAAUUUUCGGGAGCCUUUUUUCUGGCUGAAAUUUUCGAAAAGGUAAGUUUUGAUCCCUAUAUUUUUCGGAUCACCAGACUUUCAGCUAGGAAAUGCGAACAGAUGAAAACUUUUUAGGGGAUAAAAAUAUGCCUAUAUCUAAAGUUUUAAAAAUACUAAAAUACGUUUAACAAUGCUAUGUUUAAGUGGUUUUGAACUAUAUUCUCGUUGGGUGCCCCUUACCAUCCUGCGAGAUACAUUGCUGCGAACUGUGGCACUAACGCCCGCGUACAAGGGGAGUUUCUUCCCCGCCACGAUAAACUUGUGGAACAGCCUACCCUCUGAAUUGAUUACUCAGCCAAACAUCAAAGGUGGACAAUUUUUGUAUUAAUUGAUUUAUUGAUUUAGUUUCUUAAUUUUUUCAACACUUUCUUGUAUAUUUUGUUUAUUUUGCAUUAUUAUUAUCAUCAUUAUUAUUAUUAUUGUGGAUUAUAUGAAUAAUGUAAACUUAAACGUCUGGCACUGGCGUUUUUUUAAAGCUUCAUUGCGAAUAUUCCAACUUGCUCAACUGUAGGUUAACAUCACUACUGCUGUUUUUCAGGUUGUACAGUAUGGAAUCCAUGGUCAUUAUCACGCGCAUUAUGACUCGUCACGGGAUAAUAAUGCUUCUAUCAGGAUAUGUUGCAGAAAUGCAGGAGGAGGAAACGACACGAAUUGCAGCUUGUGUCGGUAAAGAAGAUUUUCUGUUGCACUGUCUUGUCAAGAGAGGCACAUAUGUCGGGGUUUGCGCGCAGGUGGAAAAAAAAUGUAAAAUUUGCAAAUAAUUGGAAAUUAGGAGGAAGGAAAUCAGGAGGAAGAGAGGGUAAUGAGUUCUUAGUUUGUACACUAGAACAGCUUCCUCAACCCUGGCGAGCUAUUUACAACCAAGCACGGAAAAUUGUGCGAUCAGCUACACACCACCAUCUGAACGUCUGGAAUAGACUAUAAGCCAAUGUUCGACAAAAAAAUAAUAAAAGUGCCGUCUUGUGGUUUGAGUUCCUUUAGAUCUCCUCCAGUGAAGAGGCUGUCGGCUUGGCGCUACACGUCCUGUUACAUACCCUUUCAGGGUGGAGUGCUUGCCGCACGAUUGAUUAUAGUAAAACCACGUGAGCAUGAAUCAGCCAAUAGGCCAUUUCCGAGUUCCAAAACUUCCACUUUCAAAACGAGGCUAAUUGCAAAACAUUUUUUUGUGAAAAUGAGUUUUAUUUUCAUGCGAAAAAAAAAUCAUUUUCACAUCAAUGGCUUUACAUGUAGCCUCGCUUUAAAACAGAGGCUAGGGGAAACUCGGAAAUGGCUUACAACAGUCGCAGUAAUAAACUUAGUAAAGAUUUUUUCGCGUUUGUGCCAAACAAUAAUUCUUCUUUCAGGUUUCUGACGAUAUUGUAUUACCUCAACGAUGUUCCCCGUGGCGGCGAGACAGCUUUUCCUGUCGCUGAUGAAGAGAUUUUUAACCAAACGGUGAGAAACGCGAACCGCAAAACUUAUAGAAUUUGUUGAAACACUGUGUUUUUCCACGUCACACCUUUUCAACCAGCUUAUCUAUCCUUUCCUUGUCUUCUCUUUUUCCCCUUCCCACAAUAUUGAGCUCUGGGCUCAGUUGUUCGAUGACCGAGUGAUUAGGGCUAGCCGGGGGUGAAAAUUUUAACCCGGAUUUAUUUUUCUUUUGCUCAAAAGCAUUUUCUCGGAUAUUUUUUUUUUCUAUUCUUUUUAGAGUAUCCAAUUAUCAAGUUGCUGACAAAAUGGAUUAAACUGAAUUUGUCUUUACGCUUUCAUGUCUGAAUUUAAAUUUCGCACUAAUCGUGGGCUAUCUUAACCCCCACUGUUAACAACUCGGCCCAACACUUUUUGUUUCAACAGAUGUGACGAGGUUUGCGGGCAGCCGUUCCAACCUAUGAAAUAAUUGUUUUAAGUAAGAUUUCGAACGGUAUUUCCAAGCUUUUGACUUUUUUAUGCGACCGUCCUUUAUUUUAUGCACUUGUUCAUGUUCAUAGGUCUUCAUAGUCAAUCAGUAGGCCCUCCGUUCUUUGAUUAUUUUGUCGCUCAUUCAUUCACCUCCCUGUUCAUCAAGUAAAUGGUUCCUCCGUUCAUCUUUUACAGGAGUUCCAUGAAAAGGAUUUGUCAAAUUUAAGCACUCACUGCUAUGAUGCAAAUAUAGUGGUUCGUCCCACUAGAGGCACAGCGAUCAUGUGGUACAAUCACGUGGUCGAUAACGUGACUGGUUUGUUGGGUACUCAAGAUGAGCGCUCUUUACAUGGAGGAUGCGAUGUUCUGGAGGGUCACAAGUGGAUUGCAAAUAACUGGAUAAAUGCGCCAUUCAAAUGGACAGAUUAG
Molecule: messenger RNA, 9565 nt
Organism: Porites lobata
Lineage: Eukaryota; Metazoa; Cnidaria; Anthozoa; Scleractinia; Poritidae
Source: the annotation of a GenBank genome assembly